UAAACGUGUAGAAGUACACAGGAUAGACGGUAGACUGACGAAUAACAUGUUGGUUUAGUAUAUACACGUUACAUUCACAGCUGACGACUAAACAACGUACCGAAUAUAUAUUAAAUAAAUCAGUAAUUGUUGACAUAAAAAGUGUUUAAUGUUAUUUUUAAAAGUAUUUUUAGUACAUAAAUCUGAACAAAUAAAAUUCAGAGAACAUAAUACGUACCUGAAUUUAAAUAUGAUAUAGCAUCCCGACGUUGGUUAAGUGAUUAUUUCAACAUAUUACUCAAAGUGCAAUUGAAUAAAGUAAGGAUCUGUGAUAAUAUAUAUCAUAAUAUUUAAAUAAUGACGAUAAAAAAUAUUUGCUGUCUCGGUGCUGGAUACGUAGGAGGCCCUACUUGCAGUGUUAUUGCCUUGAGAUGUCCUGAGAUAAAAGUGACUGUAGCUGAUCUCAGCAAAGAGAGAAUAGCCCAAUGGAAUUCAGAUAAAUUGCCGAUAUACGAGCCUGGUUUAGAUGAUGUAGUAAAAACUUGUAGAGGAAAAAAUCUAUUUUUUUCCAAUGAUAUUGAAGAAUCAAUUUUAGAAGCCGAUUUAAUAUUUAUAUCGGUGAAUACUCCUACAAAGAUAAUGGGAAAUGGAAAAGGAAGAGCAGCUGAUUUGAAAUAUGUGGAGGGAGCAGCAAGGAUGAUUGCUAACAUUGCUAAAAGCAAUAAAAUUGUCGUGGAGAAGAGCACGGUUCCUGUAAGGGCAGCUGAAAGCAUAGCUAAUAUUUUAAAAGCUAACCAGAAACCUGGAGUAACAUAUCAAAUUUUAUCUAAUCCUGAAUUUCUAGCUGAAGGUACCGCCAUAAACGAUUUACUCAAUGCUGAUAGGGUGUUAAUUGGAGGAGAAGAUACUGAAUUGGGACGAGCUGCAAUCGAAGAAUUGUGUACAAUAUAUCAACAUUGGGUACCUAGGAAGAAUAUAGUUACCAUGAAUACUUGGUCUUCAGAAUUAUCAAAAUUGGCAGCUAAUGCAAUGCUGGCUCAACGAAUUUCUAGUAUUAAUUCACUUUCAGCGGUAUGUGAAGCUACAGGUGCGGACGUAUCUGAAGUAGCUAGGGCUGUAGGAUUGGAUUCUAGAAUUGGUUCCAAAUUUUUACAAGCUUCAGUCGGUUUUGGAGGUAGCUGUUUCCAAAAAGACAUAUUAAAUUUAGUUUAUAUUUGUGAAUGUUUGAAUUUACCAGAAGUAGCUGCUUAUUGGCAACAAGUGAUAGAUAUGAAUGAAUAUCAAAAACAUCGUUUCACCACAAAAAUAAUAGAAUCUUGUUUCAAUACGUUGAGUGGAAAGAAUAUUUGUAUUCUGGGAUUCGCUUUCAAGAAAAAUACAGGAGAUACCAGAGAGAGUCCGGCUAUACAUGUAGCUAAGACGUUACUAGAUGAGGGCGCCUUCAUCAGGAUCUAUGAUCCUAAGGUUGAUAGAGAACAAAUCGAUGAAGAUUUGACAAAUCCUCAAAUAUGUGAAGAACCUGAAGUGAUUAGAAAACGUAUUUCUAUAUAUGAUGACGCGUACAAUGCUUCAAAAGAGUGUCAUGCUAUUGUGCUAUGUACAGAAUGGGAUGAAUUCAUCGGAUUAGAUUAUAAGCAAAUUUAUGCAAAUAUGAUGAAACCUGCGUAUGUAUUCGAUGGUAGAAAAAUAUUGGACCACCAAGCCCUUAUUGAAAUAGGAUUCCAUGUGCAAACUAUUGGAAAACGACUUUGAUAGGAAACUGAUAAAUUUGUUUUCAUAUGUUAUCAAAUAAUUAUGUACCCGAAGUAUUUUGAUAUUUAUUUUUUCCAAAGUAUUAAUUGUAAUUCCGUACUUACAAAAAUGCAUUUGUAAAAUUUACAUUUUAUAUAUAAAAAUGUAUAAUAAAUUAUACAAUAUUCAUAUUUUA
Messenger RNA from Diorhabda carinulata, 1906 nucleotides. RefSeq names its product UDP-glucose 6-dehydrogenase (gene sgl). Lineage: Eukaryota; Metazoa; Arthropoda; Insecta; Coleoptera; Chrysomelidae. The transcript is spliced from 10 exons. Gene Ontology annotation, cellular component: nucleus; cytosol. Gene Ontology annotation, molecular function: NAD binding; UDP-glucose 6-dehydrogenase activity. The coding region runs from base 337 to 1731 and encodes 464 amino acids. The record is from RefSeq and is a predicted model, not a curated record. Gene Ontology annotation, biological process: glycosaminoglycan biosynthetic process.